AUGCGCACGACAAUGAACUUCACCCUCCUGUCAGCUAUACUCUGUAUCCUCAGUUUGAUCUCUGUCUCACGUUGUGAAUUUCACGUUGUGGAGGUCCAGACCGGUGAAGAGGUCACGCUGCUGUGUACCAACUACACCAGUUCCCCCACUCACAUAUCAUGGUUCAGAGUGGAGAACGGAUCCAACACCAGUCUCAUCUCCCGCAUGCUCUCCCAUGACACAGUUGCAUUGUACUUCGAUGGGUUUGAAAGAGAAAAGUUCAACAUGACGUCCAACGUCAGUAACGUCUUUCUCCAAAUCAAACAAGUGGAUUUAUCUGACUCUGGACUCUAUAUAUGUGGCUAUAAGGUGGGCACCAACAGAAAAUUCCCAGCAGUUUAUAGUGCAACGUAUUUAAAGGUUAAAGGUUUUGGAGACGGGACCAAGCUGGAGUUUGAUGAAAAGUCUGAUGAACAAGCAAAUCUGACCAUCGAGAUCCUCAUGGGCGGUCUGAUUAUCAUCCUCAUUAUAAUCAUCAUCGCUCUGGUUCUUAAAAUCUGGAAACUUCAUUCAGCAUUUGUCGUUUUUGGAGACGGGACCAAGCUGGAGUUUGAUGAUGAGGUGGACUGGCUGGUGGUUUUCUUGAGUGCGACCUCAGCAAUCACCACCCUGCUGGUUCAGACUUUUUGA
Limanda limanda (common dab) is the source of this 669-nucleotide messenger RNA. RefSeq lists its product as uncharacterized. Bases 1 to 669 code for a protein of 222 amino acids. Gene Ontology annotation, biological process: response to bacterium. The record is from RefSeq and is a predicted model, not a curated record. NCBI's taxonomy places the organism in Eukaryota, Metazoa, Chordata, Actinopteri, Pleuronectiformes, Pleuronectidae. The transcript is spliced from 7 exons.